This is a messenger RNA of Dalotia coriaria, 2010 nucleotides long. RefSeq names its product Nuclear hormone receptor HR96 (gene Hr96). Gene Ontology annotation, biological process: positive regulation of transcription by RNA polymerase II; cell differentiation; negative regulation of transcription by RNA polymerase II. The coding region runs from base 385 to 1962 and encodes 525 amino acids. Gene Ontology annotation, molecular function: zinc ion binding; RNA polymerase II cis-regulatory region sequence-specific DNA binding; nuclear receptor activity. The record is from RefSeq and is a predicted model, not a curated record. The transcript is spliced from 4 exons. NCBI's taxonomy places the organism in Eukaryota, Metazoa, Arthropoda, Insecta, Coleoptera, Staphylinidae.
UUUGCCACCACUGCUCCUGCCACAUUCCCGACUCUCAACGAGUGCGCUUCGAAAUUAAUGAAUGAUACACACACUAACUCAGAGAUAACACUACAAGUAGCAUGACUUAAAGGUCAAACUCGAACAUAAUCAUAAACGCUGACCGUGGAUACUUGCACAUAGAUGAAUCAAUAAAAAAUCUAUAUACUCCUUUGCAAUCCAUCACAAUUGCAAUCUUCACAAUUAAACAAAGUGUUGAACACAAUUUUCAACCAAGUGAGUAUGCGGAUUAUAGUGUCGUGAGUGUGAGAGCUCAACAAACAGUAUGUUAACUUUUUAUCUAAUAAAUGUUGAACUGUCGAGAACCUGAUAAGGAGGCACUUCCACAUAAGUUAUUAACUAAAAAUGGACCAGAAAGUAUGUGGUGUGUGUAGUGACAAAGCCCUAAACUACAAUUUUAAUGCUGUAACCUGUGAAAGCUGUAAAGCAUUCUUUCGUCGAAAUGCGCUUACAAACAAAGUAUUUAAGUGUCCCUUUGAGGGAAGGUGUGAUAUCAAUACAGUUACGAGACGAUUCUGCCAAAGAUGUCGAUUGGACAAGUGUUUUGCCAUAGGCAUGAAAAAGGAUAUGAUUAUGACAGACCAGGACAAAGAAAUUAAAAAGAAGAAGAUUGAAGAGAACAAGGCAUUGAAGAGGGCUAAUGGCUUUGGAUUCAAGAAAGGAUUUAAGAAAGUAAAGAAGCCUAAGUAUUAUGACAAUCACAGUGAUGACUAUAGUAACUCUUCAAUGUCACCAGAGAGUACAACAAGCUCAAGUUUACAAGUCUCACCUGAGAGUGUACAAAAACUUGAUGGAUCUGGCAUGAAUCCACUCUUACAUUCCUUGAUUACGAAUAAUAAUCAUUUGAACUGCAAUCACAAUUCACCUAGUCCUGUGAGUACAACUCAGGAGAGGGUGGAAGUUGUGUAUACUGAUAUAGAUGUUGCCAGAGAUGUUUUGCAAGAUGUUCAACAACAUCAACAACAAAACAGAAGUGAAGCUAAUGCAAUUGAGUCAAUACUUUGUGAAGCAAUUAAACUGGAAUUUGACGCUUAUUCAUCAAUGGCACAUAGUAGAGGACCUUCAAGAGAACUGAAUGAUGCAGAAAGGGCUAAACUGAAUGAGUUGAUUGUUGCUAACAAGACGUUGUCUACACCUGUUGAUGAAGAUGCCACAAAUUGGAUUGCUGAAGAUUGCAGGAAGGUGAAUGUUCACAACAGUUUAUUAGCUGACCCAGCACUUCUGGACGUAAUCAACUUAACCGCAGUUGCAAUAAGGCGCCUAAUAAAAAUGGCGAAAAAAAUCAACGCUUUUAAAAAUAUGUGCCAAGAGGAUCAAGUCGCAUUGCUAAAGGGAGGCUGUACAGAAAUGAUGAUUCUGAGAAGCGUCAUGAACUACGAUUCCAGUAAGCAAACGUGGAAGAUACCGCAUACCAAAGAAUAUCUGGGAAACUUGAAGGCGGACGUAUUGAAGCAGGCCAAAGGUAACAUUUAUCAAGAGCACGAGAGAUUCAUAACGACGUUCGACCAGAAAUGGCGCAACGACGAAAAUAUUAUAUUAAUACUAUGUGCUAUCACAUUGUUCACACCCGAUCGAGCGCGUGUGGUUCAUCAAGACGUUAUUAAGUUAGAACAGGUAAAUUACUUAAGAAACAUUGUGUACAUAUACUUUUAUAUUAAAAAUUUCUUUGUAGAACUCGUAUUAUUACCUUUUACGUCGAUAUCUGGAAAGCGUGUAUCCCGGGUGCGAAGCGAAAUCUACUUUCCUAAAGUUGAUUCAAAAAAUCUCCGAAUUACACAAAAUGAACGAAGAAGUGAUCAACUGCUAUUUGGACGUGAAUCCAUCGGAUGUGGAACCGCUCUUGCUCGAAAUUUUCGAUUUAAAACAUUGAGUUUUGGGUCCAACCGAAGCAACCAACCUGAUUUACAAGUAAUUGUGCAAUAGAGAAGUUGUAAUCGAAACAUUUACAAACUAAACGAAAAUCAGGCCGAA